UCGAGCUCGUCAAUAUUUCACACAGCAGCACACCAACAUCAGUGCUGACGUUUCUGCUACGCGUGCGGCAGCGGAGGCAGUCAGUGCUGUCGUAACCAGUGACGCCUUUCACUAGGCCGACAUAAUAGCUUUUGCCCAGUGACCAUGGAAACAGUGGCUACUCCUCCACUAAUUCAAAUUCAUAACCAGACCAUAAACUCUACAGUUAUGCAGCCGCCACAGGAGACAUGUCAGCCUACCAGAUCUGCAGCCCCACAUCCAGCCUGCCUCAGGGCGUGAUGUUGGCGGUGUCGCCGGGCUCCCUGCACAGCCCGCAGCAGCUGGCCGAAGAGGCUACACGGAAGAGGGAGCUCAGACUCUUAAAGAACAGGGAGGCUGCCAGAGAGUGCCGCAGGAAGAAGAAAGAAUACGUGAAAUGUCUUGAAAACCGAGUAGCUGUGCUCGAGAACCAGAACAAGACUCUCAUCGAGGAGCUCAAAGCACUAAAAGACCUCUAUUGCCACAAAACAGAAUAGCCGGCGGCCUGGUGUGGGAGCCCAACACACUGAUGAAGGCAUAAAAAAAGAGUGUGGUUUCAUAGGUCGCCAAAAGCAUUUGGGGCAGAAACAGCUUGUAACCUUGUGUUGUGUCCCUGCUUGUGGCCUGAGUGUUUUUAAACAGAAGCGUUGUGACCCCAGAUCCACGUGUUGAAGCGCUGUAGCCUCCGUGUGUGUGACAGUCAUGCUGUGCCUUGUCCCGCACACCUGUGUCUCCACGUGAAAACUGCGCCGUCACCCCAGCUGUUCUGUUGCACGGCCACCGCGAGCGGCCCUGAGGAGUGAUUACAGUACACCACCUGCAGCCCCGCAUCGCCUCACUGGAGCUCCACAACAAGGGGUUAAGAGACAAGCUCUGGUGUCUGGGAGAUGUAGGCCGCACAAAAUCUGAAUAGGUUAGUCCAAUUGGAAUACUGGCCCCCUCUCAGUCAGGUUUUCCCUAAAGUUCCCUGUAAUGUAUCAUUCCUCUGAUUUUCUUUCCUCCUCAUUUUUAAAUGUAUAUUGAAUUGAAAGACAACAAGAUUCCCCCACUGUCAUUUCUUAAAGGAAAAAGGCAACAUUUUGGGAAAUAUACAUUUUUUCCGACUUGCCCAGAAAUGUUUUUGUGCAUUCACUGGCUCAAUUUCCAUGUUAGCAAAACGUGUUAGCUUAGCAUAGGCUAUCGGAGUCACGAAAAUGAAAAAUUAAACAUCUCGGCUAAGUCUGGGUAAGUCGGAAAAAAGGUAUAUUUCCCAAAAUGUUGGUGUUUUCCUUUAAGACAUUUUCUGAAGGUUCCCUUUUUAUACACUUUGUCUUGAUCACAAUAUGAGAAAAAAAAUAUUUAUAGAUGUAUUUAUUGAAGGAGCUUACCCGGAAAGGGCUUCUCAAGUAAACUACAGUGCCCCCAACUGCACUGGAUGUUGUUAUUAGCAUGCUAUGUGAGUUCUCCAGAAUGUGGAGGAAUCUCACCAAACCUUGCCAUGGCAUCUUUCUGCUUUAUGGUAAACAACCGGCAGGCACAUUGAACCUCUGAGAGGCGUUUUCUAUUCAAAAGUAUUAUUUUAACAGGUAUUUAUUUGGUUAGGUGGAUUAAUAAUAGAAUAGUGGCUUUGCGUAUGCUGUAUGUACAGCUUAUAUUAAAUCACUUAGCAGUGUAGUCUCAGCUGGUAUGUCAGCAUUUGAAGAACAGAUUGAAUGUUAGCAGCACAUGUAAAAUGGGUUGUUUGCAUUCGGCUAAGUUUCCGCACAUGCCUUGAUGAAUAUCUGCUUCCCGGGCUCUCUGUGGCUGUGUAAAUGUGUUCCGCUGAAAUUUCUGUGGCCUUGUUGCUUGAAUGAUGGCUAUAUUUUCAUAUUUUUUACUGGUGACAUUGUUUUUUUAAGUUUACGUGCAUUUCAUUAAUUAUAUGUUCUUGUAUCGUUUCACUUUCCAAGAAAAAAAAAAAAUACACUUCCAAAAAAUAUUUUCUGGAAAUGGUAUAAAAUGCAUCAGAUUGUACCUGUGCAGCCAUAUCAAAUGCUUUUGUUUCAUCGUUAUGUGAAAAUUGUGUUAUUUUGUGCUUUCACAUAUUUGUUUUGAACAGACUUUGAUUCGUCUCAGUUGACGAUUUGAGGGGAAAAUCUGUCAUCCUCAAAAGCCCAUUUAACAAUGCAACAACUUGAAGCCAUCGUUGAAACAGUAAUUGUUUUUCAUUGUUUGUUGGUUUUCGCCAAUAAGCAGAGUUUCAGACUUGUACCAUACAGAACUAUCUGCACUGAAUAUGCACACAGUCUGCUGUUGCUGUAGACAGUACUUCAGAAUUCAGACUUCUAUUUGGACACUUGUUCUGACUGUUCUAUAUGUACUUGUGGGCGGCUCUGAUUGAAUUAAAUUCUAAACACACAUUGGGUUGAAUGUGGGAUUAGAGGGCUUGUGUAAGGCAAAAAAACCAACAUGUCUUCAACGGAUUUUCAACUCUGGCAUUCCACGGUACCUCAUGCCAACAUGGUGCCUCUUCAGGUCUAGAACAUCGCUGAAGAUGUAUUUGGACACCUCUCCAAAACAGAUUUAUGCAGUAAAUGUCCCCCAUAUUGUAUUUGAACCACUUUCAAUGGUUGUGCUUUCAAAUUGGAAAAAAAUGAUUAAAUAACUAUUAUUUCUCCCAAAAUA
Conger conger (European conger) is the source of this 2661-nucleotide messenger RNA. Its product is annotated as cAMP-responsive element modulator-like. Gene Ontology annotation, cellular component: ATF4-CREB1 transcription factor complex; nucleus. Gene Ontology annotation, molecular function: RNA polymerase II cis-regulatory region sequence-specific DNA binding; DNA-binding transcription factor activity, RNA polymerase II-specific. The transcript is spliced from 4 exons. The record is from RefSeq and is a predicted model, not a curated record. NCBI's taxonomy places the organism in Eukaryota, Metazoa, Chordata, Actinopteri, Anguilliformes, Congridae. The coding region runs from base 228 to 515 and encodes 95 amino acids. Gene Ontology annotation, biological process: regulation of transcription by RNA polymerase II.